CUUGCAGAACAAAACUUCACGACCUCUCAGAAUCCUGUCUUCAGUUGCGGUCGAUCAGCUUCCGCAUAAUCAGCGCUAAGAGCUGAGUGAUCACAAUUAUUUAGGGUAACUCAAAAACGCCACCAACAUCAUCGAACUAAUCAUCGUCGACUCCGAAGAAACGACACACAACAUCGUGAAGCCCGUCCGCUAACCAUCACCGCUGCAUUACCAAAACUAGCACCCAACGAAGAUGGCACAAAUCGCAGAAUCAAUACCAGCGCCCGUUCCUGUCAAGCCUGCGCCAUGGAAUACGCAAUGCGAGUCGUACUGGUUGAUGCUGUAUAUGCCAGCAGUGCUGCCAGAGGGUGUAUACGAUCCGUUGGAGGCGUCGUCCCCUCAUUUUGCGGACCCGAAGGCUAGUGGAGAGUUUAAAGGGGGGUUGGCGAUUAUCAUGGUGGUGAGGUAUAAGGAUACGCCUACUGGCCCCUACGACGAACUCCUCCUCAUCCCCGGCGCCUUCCGCACCCCGACCUCCUCAAAUCUCCUCUCCCACCGCAUCCUCAAUCGCAUCGCCCGCAUCUACGUCUCCCAGCGCGACACUUGCUACAACGGCCGCGCCAACUGGAACAUCCCCAAGCACCUCGCCCGCUUCUCCUUCUCCUCGCCUCCGGUCUCCUCUACCACUCCAACCCCGAAGUCGCUCACCUUAGCCGUCUACCCACCCGACCCUACCUCCACCAUACCUUUCUUCUCGGCAACGUUGACUCCGUUCACGUGGCUCCCCGCAAUCCCGUUCAGCACGCGAUACAUGCCGCUCAACACAGAGCUCGGCCAGCCACCGCUCCCGGCCGCGCCGCGAACUUCGAAGGUUCAUAGCCCGUUGUCGAACUCUAGCAAAGCUAAGGAUCCGUACGAUAUCACGAAAGACCAAGCGGAGUUGUUAGUAGGGACGGAGCGGUGGUGCAGUAUGCCGAUCAACGCGUAUUCGCCGAAAACGCGGGGGAUGUGGGUGGAGGUGCAUUCGCCGGCGUACUUACCUCAGAAGAAUAGGGACGGAGCGGACGGAGCUGGGGAGGGUGAGGGGGUGGUGAGUGAAGAGGAGGCGAGGAAGGAGGCGCAGAGAUGGUGGCCGCAGGGGGUCAAACCGUGGAGGAUGGGGGCGUGGAUGGAGGAGGCGGAGAUUACGAUUCCGGCGCCGGUGGAGUGGAAGUUGUAG
This is a messenger RNA of Mytilinidion resinicola, 1198 nucleotides long. RefSeq lists its product as uncharacterized. NCBI's taxonomy places the organism in Eukaryota, Fungi, Ascomycota, Dothideomycetes, Mytilinidiales, Mytilinidiaceae. The record is from RefSeq and is a predicted model, not a curated record. The transcript has 2 exons. The coding region runs from base 233 to 1198 and encodes 321 amino acids.